AUGAAUAGUCAUUAUGUCGAUGAUGUUGAUGAGUAUAAUCUAGAUAAUGAAGAAUCGAUACGUUCUAAAUGGAAAGAGACAAGAGGUUGUAAAAUAGGAUUGAAAUCCUAAGACUUUUAGCCUUUUCGUAAAGAAUUCUUGCAUGUAUAAGAUUUAAUUAUUUUCUUAAGAAAAAUUAAGAAAGUUAUAUGAUGACAGAAGAAAGAAUUGAAGCCUUUUAUAGAGAAAAAGAAAUAAUAAUAAAAACUUUAGAAAAUUAAAAAGUACCUCCUCCAUAUUUAAGUUGGGCUUCAGCUAAUUUCCCAUCUCCUAUUUUAGAUUCAAUAGAAUAAUUAUAAUUUAAGAAUCCAACAGUUAUUCAAUCUGUAGGUAUAAUUAUAAUUUAAAUAUUUAAUUUAAGUUUUUCCAAUAAUUUUAGCUGGAUAUGAUGUAAUAGGAGUUGCAUAAACAGGAUCUGGAAAAACUAUAGCAUAUUUAUUACCAGGAUUAAUUUAAAUUACUAAUUAAAUAAAUGAAGAAUCAAAUAAUACUAAAAAAUAAAAUAGUCCUCAAAUGUUAAUUUUGGUUCCAACUAGAGAAUUAGCUAUUUAAAUAGAUUCAGAAAUUUAAUUAUUUACAUAGAAUUAUAGGUUAAAAACAGUUUGUGUUUAUGGUGGUCUAAACAAUAGAAAAACUUAAUAUUUUAAUUUAGGAAAAUCUCCAAAUAUUUUAGUUGCAACUCCAGGAAGACUCUUAGAUUUUUUAAAAGAAAGAGUAAUAACAUUAACUGAUGUGAGUUAUUUAGUUAUUGAUGAAGCAGAUAGACUUUUGGAAAUGGGUUUUGAAGAUACAACAAGAGAAAUAGUUUAAUAAAUUAGAGAAGAUAGAUAAACAGUUCUUUUUUCAGCUACUUGGCCUAAAGCUGUAAAAAAUUUAGCAUUUGAUUUUUGUUAAUAAAGUCCAAUCUAUGUAUAAAUAGGGAAAUCAAAUUUAACAAUAAAUAAAAAUAUUGAGCAAGAAAUUAUUUGUCUUUUUUAAAGAGAAAAAUUAAAAUCAUUGCUUAGUAUUUUAGAUACAUUAAAAAUAUCAGAUAAAGUUCUUAUUUUUUCAGAAUAAAGAUAUCGUUGUGAAUAAUUAGCUAUAAAUAUGGCUGAUAUGGGAUACUAUACAAUAGCUUUACAUGGUGAUAAAACCUAACCUUAAAGAGAUGAAAUAAUGAAAGCAUUUCGUAGUGGAUAGACUCGAUUAUUAUGUGCAACUGAUUUAGCAUCUAGAGGAUUAGAUGUUACUGAUAUUACAGUUGUAAUUAAUUAUGAUUUUCCUAAAUAUUUUGAUGAUUAUAUUCAUCGAAUUGGAAGAACUGGUAGAGGAGAAAAAAAAGGAAAAUCUUUUAGUUUUUUAGCUUAUGAUAAAGAUGAGUCUUAUAUGGCAAGAGAAAUAUUAAAAUUAGCUUCAAUUACAAACCUUAAAUAUGAUGAAUUUGCUUUACUAAAUUUUGCAAAAGGAAUAUGUAAAACUUUUUAUUUAAUUAUAAGUACCAUAAAUUAGAAAUGAUUUUGAAUCUGAUAGAUUUAUAUAAUAAUAACCUGGAAAUUAUAGUUAAAAAGUCAAUUUUACAUUUCCUAAAAAUUCUAAAGAAUAAUAUAAUUAUGAUUUAUAGAAAUUUAAGUAAAGUUUUAAAUUAAAAUAUAGGAAUCCUUAAGAAAAUCGAAAUUAUUAAAAUGACAAAAAUUAUAGACAAUUUUAAAGUGUUCAAAACUAAAAAGAAGAUUCAUCAUUUAGGGAUUCUAACCAGUAAAUAUGUUCACUAAAUAAAUAGCAAUUUUAAUUUUUAAAAUAAUGAGAAAUAUUAAGAGUAAAAUAAUUAGAUAAACAGAAGUUAAUACUAAAGAAAUAAUUAAUAGAGUGAGAAUAGGAAUCAUAAAAAUUACAAUUGUGAGAUGGCAGAGGAUGGAUAAAAUUAUUAUUAAAAAGAAGAGAUAAAAUAUCCUAAUGGUAAAUAAGAAAGAGUUGAUAGAUAAAAUAGAUAAGAAGAAUCAUAUAAUUUAAAUAAUAAAUUUGGUUCGGAUUGCUAAAAUAGGUUUUAUUAAAAUGAUAGAUUUGAUAAAUAAAAUAGAUAGGAAAGAUAGUUUAGAUAAUAAGAAUAAGAUCGAUCUUCAAGAUUAGAAACUUAAUAAAGAUAAAUUGAUAAAGAAAUAUAAGAUAAACAAGAAUAUAUAGAAAAUAAAUAUGAUAGAUAAAAUAAUAAUUAUAAAAAUGACCGAAGAGAAUUUAGAUAGUAAGAAGAAAUGAGAAGAGUAUUUAAUGAUAAAUAAGAAAAACCAUUUAGAUAAUAUGAAAAAUCAGAAAGAUCAGAAAGAUAAUUUGAAAAUAAUCGAGGGAAUAGAAGGGUGAAUUUUAUUAAUUAAGAUGAGGAUAGAUUAGAAAAUAGUAAAGAUUAAGAAAUUUCAUUGAAAUAAUAAUAAACUAAAAUUAUAUUUGAUAGUAAUUAAUAAAGAUGGGAUAAUUAAAGAAAUGCUUAAUUAGAAGAUUUUAGAUAAAAUUCAAAAUAUAUGUCAUAAUCAUAAUAAAUAUCUGGUUUUAAAAAUAAUAUCAAAAGCUAUGAAAACCAUGGUGAAGAUUUUAAGAAUUUCAGAUAAGAAGAAUAUAAAAGAUAACAUUAUAAUCAUGAUGAUGAAAGACAUAGUAAAAGUUAAUUUCAUUCAAGGUAUGAAAAAAUAGAUUAAAUUAAUAACUUUAAAGAUUAAUAAAAUAAAAAUUAAGUUAAAUUUCAGAAAGGAGAUGAUGAUUAUAAAACAAAAAAUUUUAAUAGAUUUUAAGAAUAGGAGGAAAAUGAUAGACCUCAAAAAUUUAGAAAUUUUGAUUCAAGAAACAAUAAUUAUCAAAGUCAAGGAAAACAUUAUUACGAUUAAAAUGAAAAAUAGGGAUAAGCUAAUUUUAGAAACUAAAGAUAGCCUUAUAAUGAAUAAUUUGAAUAUAAUAAUAAUUCAAGAUAGUAAAAAGACUAAUAAAACAAUAGUUUUAAUAGAGUAAAUAGAAAUCAAAUAGAAUAUAGUAAUAAUGAUAAUAAUAAAUUCAAAUCUUAUAGAAAUACUUAAAGUCUAGAAAGAAAUGAAUAAUUUAGAUUUUUCAAUUCAAAACAUAUUACUUAAAAUGUCACAUCAGCAGAUGAUUAAUUUAAUAAUUUUAAUAAAUAAAGAUCAGAAGAAAAUAAUCUUUAGAGAAACAGAAACUAGAAUUAACAAAAUCUAGUAGAUUUUAAAGAAAAUCGAUUUAAUAUAAAUUAAGGUCAAAAUUUAGAAGAAUCUAAGAAAUAAUCGUUAUCUAUUAAUGAGAAUUAGGAUGUAAUUGGGGAGACUAAUGAAGUUUAAGAAUAUAAUUUUAAUUAUGAUCCUAAUAAAUCGACAUCUGAAAAUGGAGAAGUUUAAGAUCAUAAACAGAUUGAUGAUUUUGAAUAAAUUAAUUAAGAAAAAGAAAUUGAUAGUUAAAAUGUACACAAUUAGAAUAUUAUCUUAAAAUCAAUCUUAAAAACUAGUGUUCAAAUUCCAACAGUGAUAGGAUCUGAUUAAAUUUAGGUUAAGAUAGAGUAAAAUUUAAGAAAUGUUGAAGAUGAUAUAAAUAAUAUGAAAUCUAAUUUUAUUGAACAAGAAGAAGAAAAAAAUAAAGGAGAAAGUUCUGAUAAUGAAUUUGAUUUUACACGAUUCAGUAAAUCACUUGAACAAGAAAGUUAAAUUAAAUAAGAUCCAAAUUAGUAGUAAUUAUUUUUAUUUAUUUAUAGUUAAUAACUUAAUAAUAAUACAGAAAAUGUUGCUGAGGAACAACAAUCUAAAUUAGACUAAUGA
This is a messenger RNA of Paramecium sonneborni, 3821 nucleotides long. The record is from the annotation of a GenBank genome assembly. Lineage: Eukaryota; Ciliophora; Oligohymenophorea; Peniculida; Parameciidae.